AUGGGUGCUGCUUCUUCCAAGGUAAUUGACAAUUUGUUGGAGGAUACCAACUUCGAAAGGGAUGAGAUUGAAAGGUUGAGAAAAAGGUUUAUGAAACUAGAUAGGGAUAAUUCAGGAUCAAUCGAUAAAAAUGAAUUUAUGACAAUACCAGGAGUAUCCUCAAACCCUCUCGCUGGGCGUAUAAUGGAAGUAUUCGAUGCAGAUAAUAGUGGCGGUGUUGAUUUUCAAGAGUUUAUCACAGGUCUUUCUAUUUUCAGUGGUAGAGGCAGCAAGGAGGAGAAAUUAAAAUUUGCAUUCAAAAUAUACGAUAUUGAUAAGGAUGGAUUGAUAUCUAAUGGGGAAUUAUAUGCUGUACUUAAAAUCAUGGUGGGCAGCAAUCUUGAUGAUGAACAACUGCAGCAAAUUGUUGAUAGAACAAUUGUAGAGAAUGAUCUUGACGGUGACGGGCAUUUGAGUUUUGAAGAAUUCAUGAGCGCGAUUGAAACAACAGAAGUUGCCAAGAGUUUAACUUUACAGUAUGAUGUAUAG
Zygotorulaspora mrakii is the source of this 528-nucleotide messenger RNA. It is a transcript of the gene CNB1, whose product is annotated as calcineurin regulatory subunit B. The coding region runs from base 1 to 528 and encodes 175 amino acids. The transcript is spliced from 2 exons. Gene Ontology annotation, molecular function: calcium-dependent protein serine/threonine phosphatase regulator activity; calcium ion binding. The record is from RefSeq and is a predicted model, not a curated record. Lineage: Eukaryota; Fungi; Ascomycota; Saccharomycetes; Saccharomycetales; Saccharomycetaceae.